UUAUACUCAAAGGUUCCUGGUGAAAAGGCUUUCUGUGCUGGAGGAGAUGUAUUAGCUGUAAUCAAAUCUGCAAAGGAAGCCAAAGAAGGUGGCAAAUGUACAGUUCACAAGGAUUUCUUUAGGGAAGAGUAUCAACUGAAUCACCUCAUCGGAAAUCUGUCCAAAACAUUCGUUGCCCUCAUCGAUGGAAUUGUUAUGGGUGGAGGAUGCGGCCUUUCCGUCAAUGGUCGAUAUCGAGUGGCGACUGAGCGCACCAUGUUGGCUAUGCCGGAGACAGCACUGGGACUGUUCCCUGACGUUGGAGGCUCGUACUUCCUCUCCCGGCUCAAGAAUAACCUCGGCUUGUACUUGGCAUUGAGCGGAUAUCGACUUCAUGGCGCCGAUGCUUACCAUGCCGGUUUGGCCACCCAUUAUGUACCAUCUGCGAAACUUGCUGAUCUACAAGGGAAGCUGUUGUCGUUGAAAACAGUCACGGACAAGUCCGUAGAUGCCACAAUACGCGAAUUUGAACCAUCCGACAUUCCAGCAUUUACCCUGGAGGAGCACCUUCCGACUAUUAGUAAAACUUUUAGUGCUAGAUCCGUUGAGGAAAUAUUUGCUAAUCUCAAGAAGGACGGCUCGGAGUGGUCCCAAAAGCAGUUGAAAACGUUAUCAAAGAUGAGCCCUACCUCAAUGAAAGUGACAUUCAAACAACUUGAACAUGGGGCCAAGAUGAGCUUCAGUAAGGUUUUCACGAUGGAGUAUCGUCUUACUCAGCGUUCUCUUGAAGAUCAUGAUUUUUAUGAAGGUUGCAGAGCAAUUCUCAUCGACAAGGACAGAAAUCCGAAGUGGAAGCCUGCAACCCUAGAAGAGGUUUCGGACUCACACAUUGAGCAAUAUUUCGCUCCACUAGGCCGCGAAGAUAUAUUCCUGGACAGUUCGACUUCAAAAAUAUAG
This is a messenger RNA of Cooperia oncophora, 936 nucleotides long. The record is from the annotation of a GenBank genome assembly. Lineage: Eukaryota; Metazoa; Nematoda; Chromadorea; Rhabditida; Trichostrongylidae.